Messenger RNA from Penicillium angulare, 555 nucleotides. Its product is annotated as F1F0 ATP synthase subunit g. The transcript has 3 exons. Gene Ontology annotation, molecular function: proton transmembrane transporter activity. The coding region runs from base 1 to 555 and encodes 184 amino acids. Lineage: Eukaryota; Fungi; Ascomycota; Eurotiomycetes; Eurotiales; Aspergillaceae. The record is from RefSeq and is a predicted model, not a curated record. Gene Ontology annotation, biological process: proton motive force-driven ATP synthesis.
AUGCCUGCUGCCACUCGUGCUGUCCUGCGGCAAUCGCAGUUCCUGACCCGCAGAACCGCCGUCAGACACGCCUCAUCUUCCUCCGAGAAGGCCACCCAGGCUGCCUCUAAGGCUCAGGAGGGUCUCUCCAAGGCUACUGCCGCUGCUGGUCCCGCAAUCUCCAAUGCUGCCUCUGCCCUGCGCAAGGUUGGCGGCCCCGUCGGCAAGGUUGUUUCGUUCGUCGACUCCAUGAUUCCACCCACUCUCUACUACUCUCGCGUCGGUCUCGAGCUCGGCAAGCUGGUUUUCCGUGGCCAGAACAUGUCUCCCCCUAACAUGGCCACUUUCCAGUCCUACUUCCAGCCUUUGAUCAACCUCUCCCGCAACCCUGCUGCCCUGAAGUCCGUCAACAUCUCCCCCGCGAACUUCCUCGCCCGUGUCCGCAACGCUAGCCCUAAGGAGCUCGCUCUGGCCGGUGUCACCGCUGCUGAGGUUAUUGGUUUCUUCACCAUUGGCGAGAUGAUCGGUCGCAUGAACAUUGUCGGUUACCGCGGCGAGGUUGCUCACCACCACUAA